AUGGCGAGGCAGCGCUGCCACCCGCACGCGCUGCUGCUGCUACUGCUCCUGGCGGCUGUCCUGGCCGGGGCGCCGCCCGGCGGCCUCUACUCGCCCGGUGACCCGCUGGUGCUGCUGCAGGUGGACACGCUGGAGAGCAGCGUCCUCAACUCCAGCAGCGCCUGGCUCGUGGAGUUCUACGCCUCCUGGUGCGGCCACUGCGUCCACUUCGCCCCCACCUGGCGGGCGCUGGCCGUCGACAUCCAGGAAUGGAGCCCCGCGGUGAACCUUGGCGUCCUCGACUGUGCAGACAUAGCCAAUCAGAAAAUGUGCGGGAAGUUUGGGAUAACUGGGUUCCCUACGUUGAAGUUUUUCAAGGCCUUCUCCAAGAACCCUGAGGACGGGAUAAAGAUAUUCCAUCCUGGGGACAGCAUUGAGAAGCUGAGGCAGAGCAUAAUCACCAACCUGGAGAUGCACAAGGAGACGUGGCCACCUGCCUGUCCACCACUGGAACCAACCAGCAUGGAGGAGAUCCGUGGGUUCUUUCAAACAAACAAUGUCACGUACCUGGCUCUGAUCUUCGAGAUGAACGACUCCUUUCUGGGCAGAGAGGUGACGCUGGACAUGCUGCAGUACGAGAACAUCGCUGUCCGGAGAGUGCUGAGCAGCGAGGAGGAGCUAGUGAAGAAGUAUGGCGUGACUGCCUUCCCUUCAAGUUUCCUACUCAUCAAAAACGGGACCUUCAGCCGCAUCCCUGUGCAAAUGGAGGCACGAUCCUUCUACACCCACUUCCUGCAGCGGCUGCCUGGGGUCACGCGAGGCCCCUACGCGCCCAUCAGGGCACCAGACAUGCGGAUCAAGACGACCCCCACCCCGCGGAGGCCUGCAGACCGCUCAAAGGUGUACAUGGCUGACCUGGAGUCCGCGCUGCACUAUGCCCUGCGGGUAGAGGUGGCCCGGUUCUCUGUCCUAACGGGAGAGCGGGUCAGGGCCCUGAAGGACUUUGUGGCGGUGCUGGCUAAGUAUUUUCCUGGCCGCCCCUUUGUCCGGAACUUCCUGCGCUCUGUGGACAGGGGGCUGAGGAACGUGAGAGAAUCAUGGAUUCCCUACAGUGCCUUGGAGCUGGUCUUGACCAACAGAAAAGAGGGUCAAGCCCCAGCGGUGCUGUCGAACAGCGUGACGUGGGUGGGUUGCCAAGGAAGCGAACCUCAUUUCCGAGGCUACCCCUGCUCCCUCUGGACCCUCUUCCACCUCCUGACAGUGCAGGCAACUAGACACCGCAGGCUGGGCACAGGCCCACUUGAGGUCCUUGGCGCUAUGCGCGGCUACGUUCAGUCCUUCUUUGGCUGCCGGGAGUGCGCACAGCACUUUGAGGGCAUGGCAGCGGAGUCCAUGGACAAAGUGAGAAGCGUGGACGAGGCAGCCCUCUGGCUUUGGUCAAGACAUAACCGGGUCAACGCUCGGCUGGCAGGUACCGAGACCGAGGACCCCCAAUUCCCCAAGCUGCAGUGGCCUCCCCCGGAACUGUGCCCUCCGUGUCACAGCGUGGUCAACAGGCGCCAUGUGUGGGACAAAGCAGCCGUGCUGCGCUUCCUCAAGGCCCACUUCUCCCCGGCCAACAUCUUCUUAGACUACACGGAGCCCGAGAGGGCUCUGGUGGUCAGGCGCAGCCGGGAGGCAAAGGAGGGAGCUGGAGAGUGGGCCAUGGGUGAUGGGGAAGAGAGAGGAGAGGAGGACGAUGACGAGGAGGAAGAGAGAGGAGAGAAUGGGAUCGGGGAGGAGGGAGAGAAGGGAGUGAAUGGGAAAGAAGAGGAAGAGGAGGGAGAGAAAGGAGUAAAUGGGGAAGAGAAAGAGGAGGGGGAAGAGAGAGGAGGGAAUGGGGAGGGGGCAGAGGAGGGGGAAGAGAAGAGACCAGGGAAACCAGAGGACGCAGGGGUGGGAAUGGAGGUGGGUGGCUCAGAGAGACGAGGCUUCUUGGGGCCACGGAAGCCGAGUAUCGUCCGGAUGAACCCCAAGAUGCAGAAGCUGGAGGAGGACAUUGUGGACCUGGAUUCCUUCAGCGAGCUGCACUACAAGAGCAAAGCCCUGAAGGCUGCGGUGGCCAACAAGGGGCGGCGGCUGAGCAAGAGGGACACCAUCCCGCUGCUGUUGGUGGACGGCAGCCAUGAGGCCUUUGACUAUGCUGCGGCCUGGGAGCGCCUGAGGCAGCGGGGGCUGGGCUCCAAGCAGCUCAUCGGGGCCCUGGAGGAGGACGAAGGGGACGCCCUGAGGAGGAACCAUUGGUUCCGCAUGCUAGGAGUGGGCUUCUCCCGCCUGGACGUCAGCCUGUGCAUCAUCCUGUACUUCCUCUCCUCCAUGUGUCUGCUGGGCAUGUACACCUUCUUCCGCAUGCGCACGAGGCACCGCAAGGGCCACCCCGGCUUCCCCACGGCGUGAGGCUGGGGAGUGCGAUGGGAGGGGGGUGUGAUGGUAUAGGUCAAGUGCUAACAAUUCCUUCCGGGGGUCUGUGACUGGAAAAGCAUCUGACUUUCUCUGUCAGGCUUGUUAGGGCAGUGGGUGCAGCUGGACGGCUUCUGGAUCUUGCCACCACUAGCCACAUGGACAUGGGGCCACCCAUCAGACAGAUAUGGCAGGGUGUUCUUCAGGGAUCCAAGAGCCUUACCAAGCCACCUGAACUCCUCAGAGACCUCUAGCAGACCCACUGUCGGGUCAGGGUGCGGGGCUGGAGGACGGAGUGAAAUGGGAGAGGUAUGGGGAGUUCUAGCUGCCUCCCUGUUUACAGUAGCUCAGCCACUGGUAAGGAUUGUGUGGGGGUCUCCUUUCUGGUCUGUUUCCUGCUGCACCGCGGUGAAGGUGAAUCCAGCCCAAAGCACCAGGCUGCCCCAGAGGGUGCAGAACUUUCUCUUUGCCAGAUGGUUCCUUCACUCUUGUAGGCCAGAAUCGCUAACCUACUCAACCCAAGCUGCUCUCACACUGUGCUCAGGGUGUAUGUGACACUCCCCUACAAAUAAGGGACUGCGGCGCCACUGUCUGGAGAUACACACAACGCAGACAGGGAGGAAGCCAUGUAGCCAGAGCUAAGCCAGUUCACCAUAAUCCUGACCUGUAACACUCCUCCCCACCCCCAUGUACUAUUUGUGUCUUGAGCCACUGCUCUUCUUAUCCUAAUGCAUCUCAAUCCUGUCUUGAAAUACCACCUGCUCCACGCUCUUGGGUUCCUUCUAUGCUGGCUCUGCAUUUGUGAAAGAGACAGAGAGAAAUGGCCACAGGGGUCAGACUCACCAAUCGGCAUCUGGCUUCUGAAGUUCAGGGCUCGCAGGGGAGGAGUUGCUCCGUUAGCCCAGAACAGCUGUUACGUCUAGCCUCCCUGCAGCCCAGAGUGCACAUGGGCACAGAGGUGGGUGGGAAAGGACAUGGACCCUUGGUCUGACCACAAACUGUUCUGCUGGAGCAUCUAAUUCUGUGCCACCUUGGCCUGUCAUGAUGAGGCUGUCCCUAGCCUUCUCCUGUGUAUGUGGCGGGGUGGCAUUAGUACUGGCAGGGUUCUGUGUCAGCCUGUGCUGUGUUUCACCUGCUGGGGGCAUGUCCUGGGCCAAUGGGCCACCUGUCUGAAAGUCUUGCAGGCAGAUUUGCUGCUACCGUCAUGCUUUAAAAAUAGAAGUGGGAGGAGGUGGGGGGCUUUGCCAGUCCCCCCACCCUAUAUUAUAGGGUUUGUGAAACUGGGAAUAAACUGGAAUUCUUCCUUUUGGCACCAUGGGUGGGGCCAGCCUUAUAGCCAAAUUCCCCUGGUACAAUGAAAAGCCAUAGAACCUACCAGGAAGUCCUGUGCUGCUCCGUUACUCCACUUGUUCCCGCCUGCUUCAGCAUGCAAGCAUGGGCGCCUCCAUUAGGAUGCCCAGCUAUGCAUUUGAGUGCUGUGUUUUGGUCUUGAAAUCCGAGCACCCAGAAUUGUACACAAGUUUCCCAGAUGCACCCAGGCACUUGUUCAGUACUGGGAAUAUUCCCUCCCACGUCCUUGUAUAGUGAGCACUGUCAGCCCAGAGCAUUCGAUCUCUGACCCUUAGCAUUAGUGCAUCUCACCGGCCUGCAGAUGCUGUCACUUUGUUCAACCUUUCUAUGAAACCCGUUGUACUGGAGUCACUGUUGAGCUGAGGAAAGAGAAUCGUAAUGCAAAUCUUGGCAUUGCAAGAGUCACUUAACUUAUCCCCAUUCAUACGCCAGCUCUUCUUGGGUCCCCAUCCCUUGUCCUUUUGUUUGUGCAUUAUUUAGAGUGAGGCCUGCAAGGCAGGGACUGUCUAGCACUGUGCAAAUGACCUUUGGGCUGGUGAGAUCCAGGGGCUGGCUACACGCUGGGUGAAGGAGAAUUGCUUGUUGAUUGUUCUGAAUGUAGCUCCUGAUACCAUCCAAGUAACCCCAGGUACCCGUAGGCUUUCUUCAAAGGGUGCAUGCAACUAGUUACAAGUUAGGACCAAGCUUUUCAAAAGUUACCAGAGAUUUUGUUUAGCCUGCUUGAGAGGCCUUGAAAGGGCCUUACUGUCACAGGCAGAAAUCCAGCCCCUUUCAAGGCGUGUCAAGUUUAGCAUCUGAAACCACUAGUCACCUUUGCAUACCUUGCCCUGGGGGAACUGCUGGGUUAGCUCUAAGGCCUUAUCUGUGGUGUGGUUUUGUGCUCCAUCGCUGGGUGGAGAGCUAAUGUAGAUUGCUGCCUGUGCUUCUGCCUCUGGCAUCUAACCCUGGUCAGACAGCUGUAAAAAUGCUAGUGGCCAAUCUGUACUCUCACUGCUGCUGGUGGGGCUCGUACAGCAAUGAUGGGUGACACCCAGCCUGACCUGGUUUUUAUCAUCUCUCCCCCUUUUUAUUGUUUCUUUUUUCAUCCCAAAACCGGGGAGGAGGAUGGGAGGGGCCAGUGCCUGGAAAUGGGGAUGGCCCUGGAAUUUGGGGGUGGAGAGCAAUCUGUGAUCACCCUUCCCAUCCCCCACUUGGUGCUUGAGAACAUCUGCCCAGAGCACCUUUGCCUUGUCCAGCGUAACCCGGUCCUGCCUUUGGGAGUGGUGAGGCUCCUGUGUCUCUCCCUUCUGUGGGCUUGUGCUGUCCUGAUGAAUCUGACCUAACCCCGCCGGGAUGUUUCUUAAGCCCAGACUGGGAUAGCUGAGUUCUUUGCUCUUUUCUGAAAUGUGCCUUUAAAAAAAAUCUGGACUCCUGAGCUACAAAACAUUGGCUUUGAGAUCACCUGCGGAUUCCUCCCUGAUUUUCACUCAGUUACCUUCCUUUUGCCAUCUACAGGCUGGAGCUGGGGGACCGACUUGCUGGGCUACUGGAUUUUGGUUUUUGGAGGGGGCUUGGAA
Molecule: messenger RNA, 5324 nt
Organism: Gopherus flavomarginatus (Mexican gopher tortoise)
Lineage: Eukaryota; Metazoa; Chordata; Testudines; Testudinidae
Gene: QSOX1
Product: quiescin sulfhydryl oxidase 1
Exons: 12
Coding region: 1-2415 (804 amino acids)
Biological process (GO): protein folding
Cellular component (GO): Golgi membrane
Molecular function (GO): protein disulfide isomerase activity; flavin-dependent sulfhydryl oxidase activity
Source: RefSeq, a predicted model, not a curated record